This is a messenger RNA of Daucus carota subsp. sativus, 507 nucleotides long. RefSeq names its product glycine-rich protein DOT1-like. NCBI's taxonomy places the organism in Eukaryota, Viridiplantae, Streptophyta, Magnoliopsida, Apiales, Apiaceae. Bases 1 to 507 code for a protein of 168 amino acids. The record is from RefSeq and is a predicted model, not a curated record. The transcript is spliced from 3 exons.
AUGGUGGCGGGGGGUGAGAGGAUGAUGGUGGCCGGAGGGAAGAAAGAGGAGCAACAAAAAAAGACUGCGGCUGGAGGUGGAGAGAGAGAUGAGCAGGUGGUGAGCCGCCGCCGCUGUGCUAGAAGUCACGGUUGGGACGGAGUCGCGACGUACAGGGGGGAGAGAGCAGAUCUGGUGUUGACAGUAGCGAUAGUCGUGUUGGGUGAAUGUGGUGGUUGCGGUGGUGGAGAUGGUGGAGGUGAAGGUGAAGGUGGUGGACAUGGAAUGGGGCUUUACCUCUGUCCAGCAGUUUUUGGCAAAGAUCUGGAAUUGAAAUCGACAAUAAAGUUGGGCAGAUGGUACUGUGGACAUGGAGGUGGUGGUUAUGGAGGGGGCGGGCGGCAUGGAUGUGGAGGGAGCGGCAGAUUCGGUGGCGGUGAAGUUGCCGGAAGCGGGGGUGGAGGCAGUGGCUUGGAGAAGGAGAAGAAGAAGGUCGGGUUGUUGGAGAAUUUAGUGAUAUUCUCUUAG